AUGAAACGGAAGCCUUCCGGAAUUUUAAAAUCGGACCCAAUAAAAAAUCGUAAACCUUCGGGACUAUCAAUAGAUCUUAAAUCGUCAAAAACAUUAGACGACGAGUAUUCACCCCCAUCAUCUGUUUCUCCACAACUGUCAGUAACAUGGGCAUCUCAAGUGCAUGCAAGCAGCAGUGAUAAUGAAAAGGCAGAUCGAGUCAAUCUAAUUAAUGACGCAUUUUUCGGCGAGGACAAACUGAUAGAGAUGAAAACUCCUGAAUGCCAUUCAUCAAGCAGGAGUCAAGAGUCGGUAGACGAGGAUUAUUCAGCAAGCUUAAAUGCAAUUAUCAAAAGAAAAGCAAGUAUCAAAAAGAAACGAGGAUCGAAACGAAAUCGUAGAGCUUCAAGUCCAGUAAGCCAAAUUAAUAUGGGAUCAAGCAGUGGUGACAGAAGGCGUUCAAGCGUAUACACAACUAGUUCAGGAGAAACUGCAGUAACAUUGGAUGAUGGAAAGGAUGAUUCAACUCAGGAUAGAAUAUUUGAAAAUAUCCGUCUACAUAAAGAAGUCUUGCAAUCAGUCAAAAUGGAACCAUGGAGUAUGAAACGGAAACUUAAACUCGUCAAACAAGCUAAAAGCUACGUUGUACAGCAUGAAGGUGUAUUGCAAGAACACUUUACAUCACGAACGGCCAAAAGUUUGUUAACUCAAUUCAACAUAUUUCUUGCCACGAAAUGGAGACAAAUACUGCGCGAAGUUACAAACCUUUCAACUUAUUUGAUUCCAUGGGAAUCCAGGAUAAAGGAAAUAGAAUCACAUUUUGGUUCUGUGGUGGCAUCUUAUUUUACGUUUCUUAGAUGGCUGUUCUGGGUAAACAUAGUCAUAUCGUUUUUACUAGUUCUCUUCGUAAUGAUGCCAGAAGAAAUCUAUGUCAACCCAGAUCGCGUUAAGUGUGAUAUUAGAAAAACCAUGUCCCAUCAGGAGCUAGCAAUAUCGUCAAACUUUAGUACUAUUUGGGAGUUUGAAGGAAGGUUGAAAUACUCAGCAUUAUUCUACGGCUAUUAUUCAACAUUUUCUGGUGCAAUCACAUGGGGAUACAACUUACCACUUGCAUAUUUCCUAACUGGCUUAGUAGUAUACAUCUACAGUUUCGUGGCAACUUUGAAAAAAAUGGCGAAAAAUUCUCGAAUGUCUAAGCUUUCGUCAAAAGACGAUGAAUAUGUGUUUGCUUGGAAAUUAUUCACUGGCUGGGAUUAUAUGAUUGGUCACACUGAAACGUCACAAAACAGAAUGGCUUCUAUAAUUCUAGGCUUUAAAGAGGCGCUGCUUGAGGAAGCUGAGAAGAAAAAAGACACAAGAAACUGGCGAAUAAUAUUGCUGAGAAUAACCGUUAAUUUCAUAAUACUUGGAUUACUAGCAGUAUCUGCGUUUGCUGUUGUACACGUUGUAAAACGAUCGAUGGACAUAAAGGAGACCGACUCGUGGUGGACUCGAAAUGAAAUAACUAUAGCAAUGUCAUUGAUAACUUUCUUUUUUCCCAUGAUUUUUGAAGCACUGGGAUUACUGGAAUACUAUCACCCACGAAAACAGCUAAGGAUACAACUGGCACGGAUUAUGGUUUUAAACCUGCUUAAUUUGUAUUCGCUCAUUUUUGCUUUAUUCGACAAGAUUAGUCAUAUGACCGAAGAAUUGCGAAGAAUGAAGCCAUCGGAUAUUACAAGCGAUGGCCAAUGCUUGAAUUUGGAUAAAAACCAAACAUAUAACAAUUAUAGCAUAUUGGCAAUGGCUUUUUAUACAGAUCAUAUUUUGAAACCGAUGUCACUUUCCUUGUCACAAGAUUCUUCAGAUACGUCGAACAAUUGUUAUAAAUUUUUUAUUAAAUGUCCUACACAGACCACCAUCAACGCAGCUAUUUUUACAAUGUUAUUUGCAAAUAUAUCGAGUUUAAUGCAUCCAUCAUCCGAUGCUCCCAACAUUGAUCUAUUGGAUUCGAACUUUAUAACGCCCCCGUAUGUUACGAGCGAUGACAUCAACUCUAGUGUAAUUACUGAGAGUAGUACAUCGACAUACAGUUAUGACGAGUACAGCCAUAAUAUAGCUGAUGAGGAAUUUGAUUAUGAAGAUUAUUUAGCACAAAGAAUGAGAAAUUUACCAAAUGACCAAUUCGAAGAUAUUCCAAUCAAUAAGCGAGACAUUAACAUAAGUUCAUUAUAUGAUCAAUUUAAUCUAUCUAUCCAAUCUACAGCUCAAUCAAUGACUACGAAUGAGUUUGUCGAGUUGGUAACACAAGUAAUUCACAACGACCUAGAAACAACUGACAGUAGUGAUUUUCUAACUAUGACCUAUACUGAACUUUACACGUAUGUUACCGAAAAAUACGAUGAAUUUCUGGAAUCAUACUAUUACUCAGAUGAAGAUGACAAUAAAGAAGAAAAUAUGUGUUAUCAAUGGGUUUGCAAAAAUACUACCGAACCAACAAGCGAAUUUCCCCCAAGCAGUGUACUGCUCGAAGAUGCCAACACGCAUGAUUAUUCAACCGAAGACGUAACGCAAGCCACACAGACCACCGUAACAGCGGAUAAGGAACUUAAGAGUCCUAGAGAAACCAAAUUCAAAAAUGCAGAUAUACGGACUUUAUGCUGGGAAACUAUGUUCGGCCAAGAACUAGCCAAGCUAACAAUCAUGGAUUUGCUAGUGACUAUUUUUUCUACGAUGACGCUUGAUUUCAUAAGGGCGUUAUUCGUUCGGUAUAUGAAUAAUAUUUGGUGUUGGGAUCUGGAAAAAGUGUUUCCAAAGUAUGGAGAUUUCAAGAUAGCAGAAAACAUACUACAUCUAGUCAACAACCAAGGAAUGGUAUGGAUGGGCAUGUUCUUUUCUCCAGGCCUUGCGGUGAUCAAUAUUUUCAAGCUUAUCAUCAUUAUGUAUCUCCGAUCAUGGACAGUUCUUACUUGCAAUGUGCCACAUGAAGUAGUAUUUCGAGCAUCGCGAUCGAACAAUUUUUAUUUUGCACUGCUGUUGACUAUGUUGUUUCUUUGUGUGCUUCCUGUAAGUUACGCGAUAGUUUUCUUAGAGCCAUCCUGGCAUUGUGGGCCAUUCUCACAAUCCAACCGAAUUUAUCAUCUUCUCACAAAUGCCACAGAAAAUAUUAUUCCUGAUGCUAUUACUAAAUACAUUGUAUCCCCGGCAGCAAUCAUACCAUUGUUGUUACUGUUAAUUCUAAUUAUUUACUAUCUCAUAUCGUUAACUGGAUCACUGAGAGAAGCAAAUCAAGACUUGAAGAUACAGUUACGGAAAGAGAGAACCGAAGAAAGACGAAAAAUGUUCAAAAUGGCAACGAAUCAACAUUGUCAGCAAAAUGAAGGCAUAAAUGGACUGUCAGAUUCAUGGCAUAAAGUGUUGGACUCUACACAACAAAGAAUCCAUUCAAUUUCUGGUGAUGAUAAUUAUAGUGACACUGCCGGAAGCAAAAAUCGCCAACUGCUGCAGAGAAUGAUGAAAAAAGCUCUAGUUAAACAACAAACAGUAACAGAACCCUGUAAAGCCAACAAGGAUUCAUCUAAUCUUAAUGAUAGGCUCAUUUCAGAAGAUACAAUCAUUGUACCAUUUGCUACCGAGUGUGCACAGGAUAACAGAAGAACAAAUAAGAACAAGCCUAAUCAAAAUGAUAAUGCACCUUUACCUCGUAUAUCAUUUAAAACAAUUAGCGAACAGAAGACCUCAAAAUGGGUAGAAAAAAUUCCUGUCAUCACAAUUAGCAAAACUUCUAGCGAUGAAUGUGUUAUUGAUUCAGAUGUAGAAGAUUGUGAUGAAAUAGGAACAGCCUUACAGUGAACACCAAAAAUUGUUCUACAGUGAAGUGUAAAAAAAAACUUCAACGUUUUUUCAGACAAUUUUUAAAAAUCAGAGCAUUAAUCUGUCAGUCG
Molecule: messenger RNA, 3902 nt
Organism: Ochlerotatus camptorhynchus
Lineage: Eukaryota; Metazoa; Arthropoda; Insecta; Diptera; Culicidae
Product: transmembrane channel-like protein
Exons: 12
Coding region: 1-3810 (1269 amino acids)
Cellular component (GO): plasma membrane
Molecular function (GO): mechanosensitive monoatomic ion channel activity
Source: RefSeq, a predicted model, not a curated record